UCUACUGCCAAGACGGGCAGCAGCUGUGAGAGUCUCCAACACCUAGGAUUCAUCGUCACCACGGGAAACCAACUCUGCUACCUACUCUAGACAUUCGCACGGUAGUAGGCGUUUCUUCCGGAGCCCCCUACCAUCCGCGAGUCCGCGACUCCGAGAACGUACCCCCGCGUGGCAGGUGGUACACCACCGUUGCGCGGUACUCCUAGACUCGCCGCUUAACGAGAGUGCAACUGCAGUUGGCGGCCGACCUGUGUACGGCUCACGGGGAAACGCGGAGAACGCGCUCGUUCCGACUCGCCGCAGUUUCGGGGGAGAUCCAGAGAAAGAGAGAUGAGGAUCAUUGUUCUAGUCGUAUUUGUCAUGGCCGUCCUGGCGAGUGCCUCGGCGCAGGAUUUCAGACAUUUUUUCGCGGGAUUUGGUCCUUAUGGCAUUCAAUCCUCAGUAAUGAGGGAUCCGAGAUCGAAUAGGGGUCCAGUAUUAUUCCCACCUGGGCCGGCUCCUAACAAUGCUGAUACCAGCGGCGUCGUCGUGGGCGCGAGUGGAUACGGAUUCGUGCCACCCAGCUCAGGUUAUUAUACCUAUUUCUACUACUAGACACACAUCCAGUAAUCAUGGGAUUGCAACGUGAAGACGACAACACAAAGAAAAUGUUAGUCAAGGUUUUGGACAUUACGGCUCGCAGAUUCUAACUGGACAUUAUGGUAGACUAAUAGAUCGACGGUUACAUGGUGGUGCGUGUCCACUGAAGGAAGGACGAGCCUUAAAGUAGUUCUUUUCUUCUUUUUUUCUAUUUAACAAUAGCCUCUCCUCCGUGAUUGGUGGCGUGGGAGGACGCCUACUUCCCGUGAACUUUGCUAGAUUGCGUAAAGUUCGCAGGGUAAAGGAGAGCUAUUAGCGCAGUGUACAAAUAGAGAAAUACGUGCGAUUAUUAUUAUAAUAAGAUUUUUUUUUUAAAAGCAUCAAGUUUCUUCUUGAGGCAUAACGUAGUGCACGAAAUAUUUUAAGAUAAAAGUUCAAUAGCUUAGUAAAUUAAACCCUUUUAUUUCCUUAUCUCUUUCAAUUAAGGAUCACUUGAGACGCACCCUUAAAACCGCCAACGAGACCGAUAGUUAGCAGCUAAAUAUCGGCCAUAUCGACAUUGAUAUUACGCCACUUACUGUUUUAGUUUCGAUAUCUAGUGCGGUAAUCCCGUAUACGAGCAACGAGAACGUCCGCAUAAUGAAGUCUACGAAAGUACAAGUCGUAUUUUAUGGUGCAUUAGUACGGGUAUUCGCGCCUCUCCGCGUGGCGGUAACGCUGAGGCGUGUAUAAUUAGUAGCAGCCAGAAAGGACCGUGCACUCCUGACAGUGCGAUCCUAGAACAAAAGCGAGCGGGACUGAAUAGCGAAUCCGCUCCGCGCCUUAUAGUCGAGAAAUAUCCGCUUAUGAAACAAGACCUGGUAAAUAGAGGCGGGUCCGGCGCGCGCGCCGUUGGAUCCGCUGAAAAUGAUUAAAAGGCAGUGGUACAUUUCGUGCCGACUGGUAAAUUAUUUAUCGCGACCGCGAUGGCAAUUUAAUUAAGUAUACACUCAAAAUAUGUAGCAGUGAAAUUUCACUGCAUUGAAUUGAAAUUUCAUUGUAGGUGUUAGUGGUAAUUGAGCCAAUGCUACUGCCAGGGAAUUUUACCGCAAGGUAGUAGUAAAGAUUAGAAUAGGCAGAAGGAGAUUAAAAUAGACAGAAUAAUGUCAUUCCAAUGGAUAGGGUAAUUCCGGCAAAUACGCCGCGCUGGGAUUUACGUUGUAGAAGUCAGAAAAAAAUAGAAGGAGUGGAGGUAAUUUUUCUGCAACUACUCUGUUGCAUGCUUUUAUGUUAUAUUAGUAUUGUUAUGAUUUCAGUUUCUUACUGUCAAUAUU
Molecule: messenger RNA, 1892 nt
Organism: Trachymyrmex cornetzi
Lineage: Eukaryota; Metazoa; Arthropoda; Insecta; Hymenoptera; Formicidae
Gene: Wat
Product: worker-enriched antennal transcript
Exons: 4
Coding region: 331-594 (87 amino acids)
Source: RefSeq, a predicted model, not a curated record